Molecule: messenger RNA, 1306 nt
Organism: Microcebus murinus (gray mouse lemur)
Lineage: Eukaryota; Metazoa; Chordata; Mammalia; Primates; Cheirogaleidae
Gene: DNALI1
Product: dynein axonemal light intermediate chain 1
Cellular component (GO): ciliary base; axoneme
Molecular function (GO): dynein heavy chain binding
Source: RefSeq, a predicted model, not a curated record
UGAGGGGAAGUUUCCAUGGUGACGGCAAACAAGGCCCAGCUUGGAGGGGCCGCCAGCUGGGCUGCAAUCCCUGCCGCCGCCAUGAUCCCCCCCGCGGACUCUCUGCUCAAGUACGACACCCCGGUGCUGGUGAGCCGGAACACCGAGAAACGGAGCCCCAAGGCUCGGCCACUGAAAGUCAGCCCCCAACAGCCUGGACCCUCGAGUCCAGUCCCACAGCCACCAAAGGCCAAGCUCCCCUCAAGUAUUUGUGUCCCAGAUCCUACGAAGCAGGCAGAAGAAAUCUUGAAUGCCAUCCUACCCCCAAGGGAGUGGGUGGAAGACACUCAGCUAUGGAUCCAGCAGGUGUCCAGUACCCCCAGCACCAGGAUGGACGUGGUGCACCUCCAGGAGCAAUUGGACCUGAAGCUGCAGCAGCGGCAGGCCCGGGAAACAGGCAUCUGCCCUGUGCGCAGGGAGCUCUACUCACAGUGUUUUGAUGAGCUGAUCCGGGAGGUCACCAUCAACUGUGCGGAGAGGGGGCUGUUGCUGCUGCGAGUCCGGGACGAGAUCCGCAUGACUAUCGCUGCCUACCAGACCUUGUACGAGAGCAGUGUGGCGUUUGGCAUGAGGAAGGCACUGCAGGCCGAACAGGGGAAGUCAGACAUGGAGAGGAAAAUUGCAGAACUGGAGAGCGAAAAGAGAGACUUGGAGAGGCAAGUGAACGAGCAGAAGGCAAAAUGUGAGGCCACAGAGAAGCGGGAGAACGAGAGGCGGCAGGUGGAGGAGAAGAAGCACAACGAGGAGAUUCAGUUCCUAAAGCGGACGAAUCAGCAGCUGAAGGCCCAACUGGAAGGCAUUAUUGCACCGAAGAAGUGAUAAUUUCCAUAUGGGUCUCGGCAAACACUACUAUCCGAUCAUAAGCCCUUUGUAAUAAAAAGCUAGUUUCCUGAGUGAGCAAGCCAUAUCCUCCCCUAAUCACCACCUGUGUUUUUCAGAAGUCACGCCAUUGCCCCAGUGUCAUCAAACACUUAAGGUCUGCCAGCCAGGUUCCUGGCUGGGCAGUGGAACGUGGUGUAGCCCUGACAGUCUCAGUAUAUGCCUAUUAGCCAACCUAGGGAUUUGCCAACUCAAACAGUAAGACUGUGGCUUUCUCAUCACCACACCAUCACUUAUGUCUAGCCAAAUGAAGCUGCCUCUCUGCCCCUCAAACUUCUGGUUCACAAUUCAUCUUGUACCUCAAUUUGGGCUUCUCUGGUCUCAGUUCUUCCUUAUUUGAUGGUUUUUCAUCCCUAUUACAAUACAUUUCUAGUUACUCAUUUUGGAA